GUUUCUUGUUAAAGAGAAGUGCAAAAACUAAUGGUUGGAGCAGGCGAUGGUUUGUUUUGAAUGAGAAGACUGGAAAGCUUGGAUACACCAAGAAGCAAGAAGAGAGAGACUUUCGUGGUGUCAUUCCUUUAGAGGAUUGUAAUAUAGAAGAAGUUACAGAUGAGGAACAGCCUCCACCUUCAAAGAGUUCUAAGGAUAAGAAGGCAAAUGGGCCAGAUUCUGGAAAGGGACCAAGUCUUGCGUUUAAGAUUACCAGCAAAGUUCCAUAUAAAACUGUUUUAAAAGCCCAUAGUGCUGUUGUUUUGAAAGCCGAGAGCGUCGCUGACAAGGUGGAAUGGACGAACAAGAUACGCCGUGUCAUUCAACCGUCCCGAGGAGGACAAACGAAAGGUUCAUCCUCUGGAGGUGGUCUUACCUUGCGGCAAAGUCUAUCUGAUGGCUCUCUAGACACAAUGACUCGAAAACCUGCUGAUCCUGAAGAAGAGCUGCGGUGGAUGUCUCAAGAAGUUCGUGGUUACGUUGAAGCAGUUUUAAAUAGUUUGGCUGCAAAUGUCCCCAAGGCUGUUGUACUUUGUCAAGUUGAGAAGGCCAAGGAAGACAUGCUAAACCAAUUAUAUAGCUCGAUCAGUGGCCAAAGCUCAGCCAGGAUUGAGGAGCUUCUUCUGGAGGACCCAAACGUAAAACGGAGGAGAGAACGUUAUCAAAAACAAUCCUCUCUCCUUUCGAAACUUACGCGCCAGCUCAGCAUCCACGAUAAUAGUGCAGCUGCUGCUGGUUGGUCCGACAAUGAUGCAGCAGGUAAUCUUAGCCAUUAGUU
This is a messenger RNA of Cucurbita pepo subsp. pepo (vegetable marrow), 817 nucleotides long. The record is from RefSeq and is a predicted model, not a curated record. Lineage: Eukaryota; Viridiplantae; Streptophyta; Magnoliopsida; Cucurbitales; Cucurbitaceae.